Molecule: messenger RNA, 2083 nt
Organism: Emiliania huxleyi CCMP1516
Lineage: Eukaryota; Haptophyta; Isochrysidales; Noelaerhabdaceae
Gene: EFG3
Product: elongation factor-type GTP-binding protein
Exons: 4
Coding region: 47-2002 (651 amino acids)
Biological process (GO): positive regulation of translation
Cellular component (GO): mitochondrion
Molecular function (GO): GTP binding; mitochondrial ribosome binding; GTPase activity
Source: RefSeq, a predicted model, not a curated record
CCACAGUCGUCGCUGCCCUGCCGACAGCGGUGACGGUGCGCGCGCGAUGCGGCGCGCUGCGCGUGGCGGCUGCGCCGCCGCCGCCGCUGUGCGGCGCGGCGCGGCUCGCCGAUCGCUGUGCGGCGCGGCCACUGCCGCGGCGGGCCCACAGGCGGAGGAGCUGGCUUCGGUGGCAAUAGAGAUCCCGACCGAACGCGUGCGCAACUUUUGCAUAAUCUCGCACGUCGACCACGGUAAGUCGACGCUAGCCGACCGCAUGCUCGAGAUGACGGGCGCCGCGCGUCCGGGCGAGCGAGAGGCGCAGUCGCUCGACUCGCUGGCGGUCGAGCGGAGCCGCGGCAUCACGAUCAAGGCGCAGACCGUCUCGCUGCUGCACGAGGACGAGGAGGGAGAGCGCUGGCUGCUCAACCUCAUCGACACGCCCGGCCACGUCGACUUCUCGUACGAGGUCUCGCGCUCGCUCGCCGCCUGCCAGGGCGCGCUGCUGCUCGUCGACUCGACCAAGGGCGUGCAGGCGCAGACGGUGGCCAACUUUUGGCUCGCGUUUGAGCAGUCGAUCGAGAUUGUGCCGGUGAUCAACAAGGUCGACCUGCCCCACGCCAACGUCGAGGGCACGAGGGCGCAGAUGCGCGCCGUCUUUGACGAGAAGGACGCGCUGCCAAUCUCGGCGAAGACAGGGCAGGGGUGCGGCGCCCUCUUCCCCGCGCUGCUGCGGAGCGUGCCUCCGCCGCCCGGCCGGCGCGACGCGCCGCUCCGUCUCCUGCUCUUCGACUCGUGGUACGACGACUACCGCGGCGUGCUCUGCCUGGUGCAGGUGCUCGACGGCACGCUCGCCCUCGGGUCGCAGAUCGUCUCUGCCGCGUCGGCAAAGACGUACGCCGUCCAGCAGAUCGAGCUGAUGCGGCCGGCUGGGCCGGUGCCGCUGCCUGCCCUCGCGGCGGGGCAGGUUGCGUGCGUCGCUCUCGGUAUGAAGCACAUCCAGGAGGCGAGCGUGGGAGACACCUUCUCCGACCCCGCCGCGCCGCAGCCCGCGCUGCCGGGCUUCCAGAAGCCGCAGCCGAUGGUCUUCGCCGGGAUGUACCCCCUCGAGGGCGAGGGCUUCGACGCGCUGCAGCACGCCAUGUCGCGAUUCCUCCUCAAGGACGGCUCUGUCACCGUCGAGCCGGAGAGCUCGCCCACGCUCGGGCAGGGCCUGCGCUGCGGCUUCCUCGGGCUGCUCCACCUCGAGGUGGUCCAGCAGCGGCUGCAGCAGGAGCACGACAUGGAGGUGCUUCUCACCUCUCCGACGGUGCCGCUGCGCGCGACGCUCAAGGACGGCUCGCAGCUCGAGGUCCGCUCGCCCGAGGCGCUCGCGCAGCUCAAGCUCGAGGACGCGCUCGUCAGCCUCAACGAGCCCCUCGUCAAGGUCACGAUCCUCUCUCCGUCCGAGUACGUCGGCGGGCUCAUCACGCUCUGCGAGGAGAGCGGCGGCCAGCUCCUCUCCCAGUCCUUCCUCUCGGCGGAGCACGCGAUGCUGCAGUACUCGCUCCCUCUGGCCGAGAUCGCCACCGAGUUCCAUGACCGGCUCAAGACGCUCUCGUCUGGCUACGCCUCGUUCGACUACGAGCCGCACGGCGAGCAGCCCGCCGACGUGGUCCCGCUCGGGCUGCACGUCAACAAGCGUCCCGUCGGCGCGCUCACGCGCAUCGUGCGCUCCUCCAAGGCGACCGACUUUGGGCGCGCGAUGGUGCAGACGCUCAAGGAGGAGAUGGACCGCACGGUGCACGACAUCGUCAUCCAGGCCACCGUCGGGUCGCGGGUGGUUGCGCGGGAGACAGUGCGCGCGGUGCGCAAGAAUGUGCUCGCAAAGUGCUACGGCGGCGACAUCUCGCGCAAGAAGAAGCUGCUCGAGAAGCAAAAGGCGGGCAAGAAGCGCGCCUCUCUCCACGUCGGCGACGUGGCCAUCCCGCACGAGGCCUUUGUCAAGGUGCUCGCGCCGAGCAGUAGAAAGAAGAAGAGGUGACAGGUAUACAGGUACGGUCUACGCACUACGGACCGAUUUUACGUGUGUGAUGCAUAUUUUACACUCUUAGAAAGAAUUCAA